CUAAAAGGAGCAUCCUGUUUCUCCCCCAUAAAUAACGAGGCCAUUACCUUCAUUUAUUUGGCGGUUGGUGGUUGUAAGCCUCUUGAUAUGCAUGCAGUCGUAUUGAUGGAAGCAGGACAAUCUGAACAUUAUUAGAAUGGAUGCAAUGGAAAUUGAUGACAGCAUUUAUAUAAAAAAGAACUUCGCAAUGGACGGCCUCGGUAGUCAAGUUGUUUUUCCGAGGAGAAAGCAGCCCUUUCGAUGUGCUACCGUGUGUCUGGGGUUACUGAGUGCUGUCCUGUUGGCUGGUAACAUAGCGCAGUUUGUCUACUAUGAAAUAAUCAGCCGCCCCGCUUCAGCAGAGCCGACACAGGCCAGCGGCCGGUUUCAAGGAGACCGACUGCAGGGCGGUUGUGAUGCUUCAGCUGCAGAAAGACAACAGUUGGAGGCCAAACUGAGUAACCUGACUGAAGAUGAAGGCCAACUGCAGCAGAGUUACUCAGCUUUGACUGCUGAAAGGGAUGAGUUCAAGGCCAGUUUCAGCAAUCUGAGAAACAAGAGUGACCAGUUACAAGCAAGUUACAACACCUUAAAAGAAGAGCGCGAUCAGUUGAAGACGAGCUAUGACGACAUGCAAAAGAGUCUUGAGGGGCUACAGGCGGAUCACAAGAGCCUCCAAGCAACUAAAGACCAGCUACAGACCAACCACCAAACCCUGCAAAGAGAAAAGGAAGAGUUCCAGGCUUUGUCUGUUACUCUGAGAGCAAACAGAGAUCAGCUACAAAGCGAUUACUCUUCCCUGCAGAGGAACAAGGACCAGUUACAAGCAAGUUACAACACCUUAAAAGAAGAGCGCGAUCAGUUGAAGACGAGCUAUGACGACAUGCAAAAGAGUCUUGAGGGGCUACAGGCGGAUCACAAGAGCCUCCAAGCAACUAAAGACCAGCUACAGACCAACUACCGAACCCUGCAAAGAGAAAAGGAAGAGUUCCAGGCUUUGUCUGUUACUCUGAGAGCAAACAGAGAUCAGCUACAAAGCGAUUACUCUUCCCUGCAGAGGAACAAGGACCAGUUGCAAAUCAGCUGCAAUACACUGAGUACAAGUAAGGAUGCUCUUCAGACCAGGUACAACUCCUUGACCAGAGACAAAGGUCAAUUGCAAUCCCGUCAUAAUUCCUUGCAGAGGGAAAAAGAGCAGUUACAGAACAGUUACAGCAGUUUGACCAAAGAUAAAGAUGAGUUAGAGAAGAAGAUCAACAAAGUGAGAGCCAAACCCUGUCAGAGAGGCUGGAGGAAGUUUGAUAUGAGCUGUUACUAUAUUUCAACUGCGAGGGAGAGUUGGAGGUCAAGCAGAGCAAACUGCAAUUCAAAAGGAGCAGAUCUGGUCAUCAUUGACAGCAGUGAGGAACAGAUGUUUGUGAACGAGAUGAUGACAUCCGGGCAGAACGCCUGGAUCGGUCUGACUGACAGCGCUGAAGAGGGGACGUGGACGUGGGUGGAUGGGACUCCGGUCAACACCACGUACUGGCAGGACGGCCAGCCCAACAGCUUCAAGGGGAAUCAGGACUGUGGAGAAACCCUGCAGAGUUCAUCGGGGGUCGGAGAAUGGAACGACAACAGCUGUUCUAAUGAUCAGAUCUUCAUCUGCGAGCAAUAAGACCUGCGCUGCUUUCUCCAACAUUAAAUGCCUGUUGUUAGUUGC
Gasterosteus aculeatus aculeatus (three-spined stickleback) is the source of this 1681-nucleotide messenger RNA. RefSeq lists its product as uncharacterized. The record is from RefSeq and is a predicted model, not a curated record. NCBI's taxonomy places the organism in Eukaryota, Metazoa, Chordata, Actinopteri, Perciformes, Gasterosteidae.